AUAUUCAUUCAGUCACUGUACAACAAUUCAUUCCUGUUUUAGUAUUUGUAGUGUAAACACUUAAAAAUUUGUUUGCCAAUAUUUUAAAUCUAUCGGAGCUUUAGCAGUUCCAGGCAACAAGUGCGAACACACAAAGCACAAAAUUAGAAGAGUAUAAUAAAUUAUUCCGUUUUUUGUUUUGAACCGUUUAACCUUUUUCCGUAAGCCCUCGCAAUGUGUUGUUAUCCAGGUGGCUGCUGCGGUUCGCCCGCCUCGAUUCAGUGCACAAAUUUCUGUUUUAAUUGUUGGACAGGAUGUGCAGCGAGCCCAUGUUGCCGCACAAGCUGUUCCCCUUGCUGUCCGCCAUAUCGCGGCUGUUGCGGCGGACCUCGAUGUGGAUCAUGCUAAACUAACAAAAAGUGACUGGCUUAGAAAGAAACUAAGGUUUGACGAGUCUGACAAUGACUUUAUUAUAAUAAUAUUCAAUAAAAAAAAUGCCUCAAUAUUAAAAAAAAAAAUAAACCAGCUUAAAUAAAGAAUGCGUACUUUUAAA
Drosophila nasuta is the source of this 532-nucleotide messenger RNA. Its product is annotated as male-specific sperm protein Mst84Dd. The record is from RefSeq and is a predicted model, not a curated record. The transcript has 2 exons. Lineage: Eukaryota; Metazoa; Arthropoda; Insecta; Diptera; Drosophilidae. The coding region runs from base 214 to 387 and encodes 57 amino acids.